Molecule: messenger RNA, 1892 nt
Organism: Sphaeramia orbicularis (orbiculate cardinalfish)
Lineage: Eukaryota; Metazoa; Chordata; Actinopteri; Kurtiformes; Apogonidae
Product: 12-(S)-hydroxy-5,8,10,14-eicosatetraenoic acid receptor-like
Exons: 3
Coding region: 364-1383 (339 amino acids)
Biological process (GO): G protein-coupled receptor signaling pathway
Cellular component (GO): membrane
Molecular function (GO): G protein-coupled receptor activity
Source: RefSeq, a predicted model, not a curated record
CACAGGAUCUGCACUGACUGAGAGUGUGUUUUCUCUGUUCAUGACAGGCACAUUUUUUUUCCUUUCUGCAGUGGAGGCGUCUUCGGUAUGUUUUGGCACAGAUGUCGGGGUCUUCAUAAAGCUCCGGAGUUACUGUAGAGCUCUCAGAAGGGGGCUGUUGAAUUUAACGGAUCACAGUGAGAAGACUGGAGAUUUGUCUUUUUUUUUUUGGAAGGGGGGGGGUCUGCUCGCUUCAGCUACCUCACAGAUUCAAGUUUCUCACCCAGGCUCUUUUUAAACUAAUGCCGUCGUAUUACAUGACAUAGGCGACUCCAACAACUUCUGCUUCUCUGACCGUAACUUCUCCUACUUGAACGUGCAAACAUGAACCAAGGAAACGUAACCACGGUUCGACCAGACGACUGCAAAACGCCUGAGCCGCUCACAUAUAACGUCCUGUCUUGGGUGAUGAUUGGGGAGUUCAUGCUGGGUCUGCCGCUCAACCUGUCAGUCCUGUACAUCUUCAUCUUCAGGUUCAAAUUCUGGAAGAACAAAAGCAUCUUCUUGUUCAACAUUGUGGUGGCUGACUUCCUGCUGGUGGCAUGUCUUCCAUUCAAGGCCUACCACUAUCAGCAGGGGAACCGUCGCAGCGAGAACAGCGUGGUGUGCAAGACCAUGCUCUUCAUGCUGUUCCUGAACCGAGGGGCCAGCAUCGCCUUCCUCAUCACCCUGUCGCUCGAUCGCUACUUCAACGUCGUCCACCUCGGGAAGAGGAAUUUCGUCAAAGUGUUGAAGAAAUCCCCUCAGAUUUCCAUCGUCAUCUGGCUCCUCCUGCUGCCCCUUACCAUCCCCACCAUGGUUACCACAUUCGAGUGUUGUAACAGCCACGGUCGCGAGCACGAGACCCCCGCGCACGAUGUGACCGACACCUUCAGAGAGAUUGUCUAUUUCAGCCAGAUCGUCAUCCCCUUCAUCAUCCUGGUCUACUGCACGGUCCGCAUCGUCAACCGGCUGAGGAAGAAAACCGUCGGGGAGAAAACCAAGCUGAGGCGAGCGGUGUGCGUGGUCCUGUCCGUGGUGGUGGUCUUCUCCAUCUGCUUCCUGCCCAGUACUUUGGCCCGGGUCGCUCUGCUGGUCGUCAGGCUGAAGAAAUGGCAGGAUGCCGAGAACGUGGUGGUCCAGAUCUACGACAGCCUCAUGGUUCUGUCGUACAUCGACUGCCUGCUGGACCCGCUGGUGUACUGCUUCUGUAAUUCGGGGUUUAAAGACGCUUACGUAUCCAACUUCUGUCCUUCCAUUCUUCAGAAGAGGCUGCUCAAGGCAGACUUUGGUUUGGGAACGACAACUGUGACAACGACCACCUCUGGUGUCAGGACCGUUACUUUACCAAUACUCGAGAAAUGAGUAGUUUUUUUGUUUUUUUUUCCUUUUAUGAUUAUUUACAUGUGUUAAACCAGAUGAACUUCUUCAUAGUCCUAAUAACUGUUGGAGAAAGUACCUGCAGGAACUGAGGCCUUUUCUUCUGUAAAUAUACUUCAAAGGUCUUUUUUACCUGCACAAGAAGAUCCACGAGAGACUUAAGUGUUCAUUGACUGGUCCAGACGAACAUUAGAUGAAGCACCUUAAACAGCAUCGUUGAAAAAGGCGUGUAGUUGAAAAUCCGGUUAAGUUGUGACGUUACUUCCUACUUCCUUAUCCAUUUCUGUUCAUUCGUCUGUAUUAAGGGUUCCUACAGGUUUCUACAAGUUCAAUGUAACACUUUUUAAGACCUUUUCAAAACUAUUAGAGGGUCAAAACACAUUAACGUCCUGUCAGAGAGCAAACUUUUAUUGAUUGCCAUUCCAACAUUUAUGUCAAUAUAAAGUAGCUUCUUCUUUUGAAUAAUCCCUUAUGGUCCAACUAAAGCAGCACUA